GGGCGGGAGGGCUGGCGGGCGGCCCCCGCUCCCCGGCUCCGCGGCUCGGUGCAGCCCGCGCGGCCCCCGCCCUCGGACCCGCCCCCGGGGGUCGCCCGGCCCCAUGCCCUGCAGCGGCGGCGGAGCAGCGCGCGGCCGCGGGCGGCUCUGAGGAGCCCGGAGGGAGCCGGCGACUAGGGGACCAUGUACCGGGACCCGGAGGCGGCCAGCCCAGAAGCCUGGAGGUUAAAGAUGGAAGCCUCCCAUUCGGCAGAUGUGGCCUUUCCAAUCUUGCAGAGCUGUGUUCCUCCACCCCAGGAAGGGAAGGGCAGGACCAGGUCCUUGGUGUCUGCUAGUUGUCCAGGGGCGCCCACCCGCGAUGUCCUGCUGGUCUCUGCCAUUAUCACCGUCAGCCUUAGCAUCACUGUCGUCCUCUGCGGCCUCUGCCACUGGUGUCAGCGCAAACUGGGCAAACGCUACAAGAACUCCCUGGAGACUGUGGGCACGCCAGACUCAGGGCGUGGGCGCAACGAGAAGAAGACCAUCAACGAUCUAGACAGAGACUUUUGGAAUAACAAUGAGAGCACAGUGCAGCAGAAAUGGAGCUCCUAUCCUCCCAAGGAGUUUAUUCUAAACAUUUCACCCUACGCCCCUUAUGGCGACCCACGACUGUCCCUCAAUGGCACCCUCCUGUCGGGCGCCAAGGUGGCCGCCGCGGCGGGGCUGGCGGUGGGGCGGGAAGGCCGGCCGGGGGAGAAGCCAGCGCUGGUGCCGCCACCCAGAGAGGACACCUCGAGAAGCGGCGGGGCUGCCCCCAGCGAGCCGGGCAGCGGUGGCAAGGCGGGGAGAGGCCGCUGGCGGACGGUGCAGAGCCACCUGGCCGCAGGGAAGCUCAACUUGUCCAAUUUCGAGGACUCCACCCUGUCCACGGCCACUACCCUUGAGUCUAUCCCCAGCUCCGCGGGAGAGCCGAAAUGCCAGCGACCCCGCACCCUGAUGCGGCAGCAGAGCCUGCAGCAGCCGCUGAGUCAGCACCAGCGGGGCCGGCAGCCCAGCCAGCCCACCACCAGCCAGAGCCUGGGCCAGCUGCAGGCCCACGCGGCCUCGGUGCCGGGCCCCAACCCCCGGGCCCAUGGCCGGGGCCAGGCUCGGCAGGGCACCUCGGCCGGCUCCAAGUACCGGGCGGCCGGCGGCCGCAGCCGCUCCAACCCAGGCAGCUGGGACCACGUGGUGGGGCAGAUUCGAAACCGAGGCUUGGACAUGAAAUCCUUCCUGGAAGGCAGGAUGGUGGUGCUAUCCUUGGUCUUAGGGCUUUCGGAACAGGAUGACUUUGCCAAUAUCCCUGACCUGCAAAACCCAGGAACCCAGCAGAACCAGAACGCUCAGGGGGACAAGAGGUUGCCUGCAGGAGGGAAGGCAGUGAACACAGCCCCAGUGCCGGGCCAGACACCCCAUGAUGAGUCUGACCGCCGGACUGAGCCACGCUCCUCCGUCUCGGACCUCGUCAACUCCCUCACCAGUGAGAUGCUCAUGCUCUCCCCAGGCUCCGAAGAGGAGGAGGCCCACGAGGGCUGCAGCCGGGAGAACCUGGGCCGGAUCCAGUUCAGUGUCGGCUACAACUUCCAGGAGUCCACGCUCACCGUGAAGAUCAUGAAGGCCCAGGAGCUGCCCGCCAAGGACUUCAGCGGCACCAGCGACCCCUUCGUCAAGAUCUACCUGCUGCCAGACAAGAAGCACAAGCUGGAGACCAAGGUGAAGCGGAAGAACCUGAACCCCCACUGGAACGAGACCUUCCUCUUCGAAGGUUUCCCCUACGAGAAGGUGGUGCAGAGGAUCCUCUACCUCCAGGUCCUGGACUAUGACCGGUUCAGCCGCAAUGACCCCAUUGGGGAAGUGUCCAUCCCUCUCAACAAGGUGGACCUGACCCAGAUGCAGACCUUCUGGAAGGAUCUGAAGCCAUGCAGCGAUGGGAGUGGGAGCCGAGGGGAGCUGCUCUUGUCUCUCUGCUACAACCCCUCUGCCAACUCCAUCAUCGUGAACAUCAUCAAAGCCCGGAACCUCAAAGCCAUGGACAUCGGGGGCACAUCAGACCCCUACGUGAAGGUGUGGCUGAUGUACAAAGACAAGCGGGUGGAGAAGAAGAAGACAGUGACGAUGAAGAGGAACCUGAACCCCAUCUUCAAUGAGUCUUUUGCCUUUGAUAUCCCCACGGAGAAGCUGAGGGAGACGACCAUCAUUAUCACUGUCAUGGACAAGGACAAGCUUAGCCGCAACGACGUUAUUGGCAAGAUCUACCUGUCCUGGAAGAGCGGGCCUGGGGAGGUGAAGCACUGGAAGGACAUGAUUGCCCGUCCCCGGCAGCCGGUGGCCCAGUGGCACCAGCUGAAGGCCUAAGUGUGGCCACGGGAGGCCCAGGGGGCUGAGGGCCCGGGUCCCCAUCAUGCCCUCACCACUUUAUGCACAAUGCCCGGCCUGGCCCCCCGCCAUAGGUGAGGGGAGGACCCUGAGGGCUUGGCCAGGGAGGGGUCCCAGGAGUCAGUUGGGCGCCGUUUCUAGGAAGUACCAGCCUCAUCCUCCACUGGUCCAGCUCUGGGGGAGGGGCUCUGGGAGCCAUUUUCCUGCUUUGCCCCUUUCCUUCCUGACUUGCUGAUACUAAAGAAGUGGGGGAGAGCGUGAAGUCCAGACAGGCAGACGGGCAGAUCCCUCCAGAGACCCGCCAGGUGGGCACAGUCCCCCGUUUUCUUUCAGGCAGUGCCUGGAGUGGAGAGAAGCUGCCCUCUCCCCAGCUCCCAAUGUGGGCCCAGGAGAGGGGAGGCCGAGGCGUUUGGCCCCGGCCUGGCCAGGAGAGGCCCGUCCCAGGGCAGUUUCAGGUGCCGGCUGGGCCCUGAAUGCCAAGGAUAGUAUAUAGCCUGCUCCAGGGUCCUGGAGCCACAGCCCAUGUACUUGGUGUCGCAUCCACCGUGUGUGCGCGUGUGUGUGUGUACGGGGGUGGGGGCACGCUUCCCCUGUCCGCCUGGGGCCAGCCGUGCAAAGAAGGCAGGCUUUCAUAAAGUGAGGCAGGGUAGGAGGCCAAGAGAGGUCAAUGCACAGAGCAGGGGAUGGGCAAGGAGAGGCCGGUGAGGGGUGAGAAGUGAAAUGUGGGGCGGGGGAAGAGGCCCGAGAACUUGGCUGCUCCCGCCGCCCCCACCCGCUGCCCCUCUCUGCGCCUUGCCGAGCAAUUUCACCUCUUGAACAUCAUUUCACAGCUUUUAGGCACCUACUGCGUGUAUCACAUUCCACCAGGACCCCCUCCUCUCCUUCUCAGGGGUCCCAAGCCCCCACUAGCUCUCUUCCCUAACACCCUCGCCCAGACACCCUCAGCCUUCCCAGAUCUCAGAUCCCAGCCAAGUUGGCAAAAUUCUCCAUGCUUCCCAGAUUCCUUCCCUGUCUGUGCAGCCCUCUGCCACCCCUCCAUCCCCCGAGCUCUCGCAGACCUUCCCUUCCCUUCCCUUCCCUCCCUCCCUCCCUCCCUUCCAUUCGGGGGCCCGAGUCUCUGGCCCAGCCUUCUUUCCCCACUGCUCCCAGUCCCUCAGAGCAGCUCCUUCUGCCCCUCUCAGUUCAGGCAGACGAAGCAGGCAGAAGUCCAGAUUCUACAAGUUUUGAGGUUGCCCCACACAGAGAAGUCAGGGCUUCUCUGCCUCGGCUGCUGCAGAGACUAAAACUGGCCUCCCCUUGGAGACAGCAGAUUCCGGGAUGAUCCCUGCUUAAGCCUGCUCAGCCCCACGAGGGUCCUGGUAUUGAUACAAGACGGCGGGCAACAGUCUCAAGUCCAGGGGUCCGCCCGCCUGGGCCUGCCACUUCCGGCACAGGCCGCCAGGUGGCGCCCAGACACCACGUCGGUGGCCGCGGCCUGGGACCACAGUUCUGCCCGGAGAUGGGCUUGACCCCAAGGGGGGACUCUGGAUAGGGUCCCCACUUACAGAGCACGGCAAAAGCAUGGGAACUUGGGAGCCAUUUUCUUUCAGUAGGCUGCCCCUUGAGCUGCCCGUAUCAAAAUGUAUUACACUGAAAUUCACACCCCUGCCCCCAUUCCCUCCCCCUAAGGAUCUGGAGGAAUAUCAUACAGCGUAGGUGAAUCAUUUCGUAGAUUGAAGAGUGCUCUUGUAAAGCAAAUAGUCACCCACAUUCCUUGUAAAUCCCAAUUUUUCUGUAUUGUAGCUUUGCUUAAAAUGGGGGCCUGCCCCAACCGCGGGGUCUUUACUGGGCGGGCUGGGGACCAGACCCCCCAGCGGGACGGGAAGGCAGCAACUCCGAAGGCUGUGUGGAAGGGAUCAGAGGGUUUUGUGGGAAGCCUUGCAAGGCGAGGGAUCUGUCCUCCUCCAUACCUCCCUCAGAUCCUGUGCCCCUCCACCACGCGGUGCCAGCCCCGCCCCCAUGGCUCCCUGCCUGUUGCGCAGCCCUGGGGGGAGGGAUUGAACCAACCUGCAACGAGUGGGCGGGGCAACUGCAUCUCUUUUUUCCGAGCCCCGCCGACGGGGCUCUUAGCCAAUCACAUGCAGAGAGCAUCUUCGGGCGGAGUCUGUUCCCAACCUGACCCACCCAGGCAAACUGGUGAACCAGUGAAACCUGCCUGGGUUUUCCAAGCCCCAGAGACGCCGCCGCCGGGAGGCCGCGGAGGGGCGACAGGUGGUGGGCCAAGGGCCCGGUGGGCUGGUACAGGAGGAGACGGGUGGUAUGCGGUGAGGGCGGGGGUGGGC
This is a messenger RNA of Zalophus californianus (California sea lion), 4715 nucleotides long. RefSeq names its product synaptotagmin 7 (gene SYT7). The transcript is spliced from 14 exons. Gene Ontology annotation, biological process: regulation of dopamine secretion; regulation of calcium ion-dependent exocytosis; cellular response to calcium ion. The coding region runs from base 184 to 2373 and encodes 729 amino acids. Gene Ontology annotation, cellular component: membrane; axon; synaptic vesicle. Gene Ontology annotation, molecular function: calcium ion binding; phosphatidylserine binding; SNARE binding. The record is from RefSeq and is a predicted model, not a curated record. NCBI's taxonomy places the organism in Eukaryota, Metazoa, Chordata, Mammalia, Carnivora, Otariidae.